Messenger RNA from Microthlaspi erraticum, 1077 nucleotides. The record is from the annotation of a GenBank genome assembly. Lineage: Eukaryota; Viridiplantae; Streptophyta; Magnoliopsida; Brassicales; Brassicaceae.
AUGUCAGCUUGGAAUUUCAUCAAACACUUUCCGUGCAAGAAUCUCUCCGGCCACAUCCUCAGAGUCAGACCUCGCUGCUUCUUCACUUCCUCUACUCCUCCAACUUCUUUCUCAAUCUCUGCGUCUUUCUCUUCAUCAUCUUCGUGCUUUCCUUCUGCUACUGAGUCGCUCGCUGCACCUUACCUCUCAGUUCGUAUCCACUGUCCAAAACAUGUCGUCGAUCCAUUCUCUGAGGCGCUCUUGUGUUUUGGAGCUAGCUCAGUAUCUGUUGAUGGAGAUAACGAAAGUACGGCUUCUUCGAAAGAGAUAUGUGUGGAAUCAAUAUUUCCAGUGGACCAAGAGGUGAAAAUGUGCAUUUCACAGGCUGCAAACUCCAUAGGACUGAAAGAGAUACCGAAUUUCCAAGUUGAAAUGGGAGAUGAAAUUGACUGGAUCGCCAAAAACCAGGAAUCAUUUCAACCUGUUGAAAUCGCCGAGGGACUUUGGAUCGUACCUGAGUGGACAUCUCCUCCUGUCGCUGAAGCGGUGAACAUAAUUCUUAACCCUGGAUUUGCGUUUGGGACCGGAGAACAUCCCACGACGAAGCUGUGUCUAUUGCUUCUACAAAAUCUGAUAAAAGGCGGAGAAGCUUUCCUCGACUAUGGUACUGGCUCAGGAAUACUUGCAAUCGCUGCCCUCAAGUUUGGUGCUGCAUCAUCUGCUGGUGUUGAUAUUGAUCCUCUGGCAAUAGAAUCAGCAACUCAUAACGCAGCUCUGAACAACAUUCAGCUGGAGAAACUGGAGUUGCACCUUGCACCAAGUGAAAACACCUCUUCUGGAAAAGAGUUACCGUUGCGAAAGGAACAGUUUGAUGUGGUCAUUGCAAACAUACUCUUGAAUCCCGUUAUGGAACUGGCGGAUUAUAUCCUUUCGUUUGCAAAACCUGGAGCAACCAUUGGCAUUUCUGGUAUCCUCUCUGAACAGCUUCCAAGUGUACUAGAACGGUACUCUCCCUUCUUGGAGGACAUUUCAGUAGCCACAAUAGGUGACUGGGUAUGCAUCAGCGGUACCAAGAAAAAGGAGCUUAUUGAUAACUAA